Molecule: messenger RNA, 286 nt
Organism: Dimorphilus gyrociliatus
Lineage: Eukaryota; Metazoa; Annelida; Polychaeta; Dinophilidae
Source: the annotation of a GenBank genome assembly
CAUGGUGCAAGUUGAUUUGGGAAAAGAUUCUGUUGUCUUUGCUGUUACAGUUAUUGGAUCCAAUUCAAUUGAAUUUCAAAUAGAGAAUCUUCGUAUUGGUUUUUCAAAGAAUAGCAAUGGUCCAACAAGUGGAAUUUUAGUUGAAUGUGGCUACAAAGAUGGAAUUGUACCAGACUAUUUUACAAUGAGAUGUCCGCAAUGGACAAUUGGUCAUUUCUUAUCAACAAUUAUUGACCCUCAAUCAAUCACUAAAACAUUAGUUCUAUGCCAAAUUGAUGUUUUUUGA